Messenger RNA from Fragaria vesca subsp. vesca, 1683 nucleotides. RefSeq names its product cyclin-dependent kinase C-2-like. Gene Ontology annotation, biological process: protein phosphorylation; positive regulation of transcription elongation by RNA polymerase II. The transcript has a single exon. Gene Ontology annotation, molecular function: cyclin-dependent protein serine/threonine kinase activity; RNA polymerase II CTD heptapeptide repeat kinase activity; ATP binding. The record is from RefSeq and is a predicted model, not a curated record. Gene Ontology annotation, cellular component: nucleus; cyclin-dependent protein kinase holoenzyme complex. The coding region runs from base 1 to 1683 and encodes 560 amino acids. NCBI's taxonomy places the organism in Eukaryota, Viridiplantae, Streptophyta, Magnoliopsida, Rosales, Rosaceae.
AUGGCAGUAGCGGCCCGUGGGAAGCUCAACUUCGACGAAGAAGUCCCCGACGGAUGCAGAGGCGUCGAUUCCUUCGAGAAUCUGAAACUUCUUGGCCAGGGCACAUAUGGCGAAGUCAACAAAGCUAAGGAAAAAAGGACCGGAGAGAUUGUUGCUCUAAAGAAACUGAAGCUGGCAAAGGGGAAUUACGAGAAGGAAGGCUUCCCCUUGACUGCAAUAAGAGAAAUCAAGAUCCUGAACAAGCUUCUUCACGAAAAUAUCAUCAAGUUGAAGGAGAUUGUCACAUCUCCGGUGCAAAGUCCCAGUGUUGAUGAUGGUGACAUGACUGACAUCUAUAUGGUGUUCGAAUACAUGGACCAUGACUUGACCGGUCUGGCUAAGCGGGCUAGAUUUACAGUCCCACAGGUUAAGUGCUACAUGAGCCAACUCUUGAAGGGGCUUCACUAUUGUCAUGCCAAUGGAGUGCUUCAUCGAGAUAUCAAAAGCUCGAAUCUUCUUAUAAACAAUGAAGGCAGUUUGAUGCUUGCAGAUUUUGGGCUUGCCCGGAACUUUUGGGCGGAAGAUUGUCAUCAGAAUGCUGAGCUUACCAGUCAAGUCGUCACGCUUUGGUAUAGACCUCCAGAGUUGCUGCUUGGGGCUACCAAGUAUGGUCCGGCUGUUGAUAUGUGGUCUGCUGGUUGUAUCUUCGCUGAGCUUCUAUGCCAAGGAAGGCCAAUUUUCAAUAGUCCAACUGAGGCAGGUGUUAUAAGUAAGAUUGUUGAGGUUCGUGGAGCUCCAGAUGAGGCCAACUGGCCUGGAGUUUCAAAGCUGCCUUUGUAUAACACCUUCUUGAGCAAAGCGAAAUCGCACCAGAAGCCUCUUAGGCCUCUUAGUGAGAUUUUCGGGCAUUGUGACCGCCAUGCUUUGGAGCUGUUGGAGAAGUUGCUCACUCUUGAUCCUUCUAAGAGAAUAUCUGCCAAGGAUGCUUUGGAUGCUGACUACUUCUGGACUGAUCCAUUACCGUGUGAUCCGAAAAGUCUGCCCAAAAACUAUAAGUCAUCACAUGAGUUAGAUAUCAGAAAUGAGCAUGAUGAUAUGAAAAAGCACAAGCAGCAGCAGCAACAGCAAUUGCAAGAUGAGGAAAAUGUUGUUAAACGUCAGAAACCGGUGGAGUACCAGAACCGACAGCCCCAUGCAGUUACACCACCCCUUCAUCAGCAAUCUGAAAAGGCAGAAGCCAGGGAGCAACAACCUUACCGUCCCAAAAACUAUAAGUCAUCACAUGAGCUAGAUAUCAGAAAUGAGCAUGAUAAUAUGAAAAAGCGCAAGCAGCAGCAACAGCAGCAAUUGCAAGAUGAGGAAAAUAUUGUAAAACGUCAGAAACCGGUGGAGUACCAAAAGCGACUGCCCCAUGCCGUUACACCACCCCUUCAUCAGCAAUCUGAAAAGGUAGAAGCCAGGGAGCAACAACCUUACCGUCCCACGCUUUAUCAGCAAUACGAAAAGGCAGAAGGCAGAGAGCAACAACCUUGCCGUCCCAGCCACCGUUCUCAGCCACCGGUUGCUGCAUGGCGUCGUCACCGUUAUGAGAGUAGGCCUCCUCGGCCCUAUGAUGGGGCAAGAAGAUAUUAUCAGAAUGAUUGUUCUGCUUCAGCUCGGGACUCAUACAUGAGGGAUGAAAGGCGCUAUCGGCGGCGUUAUUAG